This is a messenger RNA of Homarus americanus (American lobster), 921 nucleotides long. RefSeq names its product extensin-2-like. The transcript is spliced from 4 exons. The record is from RefSeq and is a predicted model, not a curated record. NCBI's taxonomy places the organism in Eukaryota, Metazoa, Arthropoda, Malacostraca, Decapoda, Nephropidae. Bases 1 to 921 code for a protein of 306 amino acids.
AUGGAGCUUAUUCCGGGGAGUGGAGAAGGUGAAGAUGUUGAUCUCCCACAGCGCUGUCAGUCUCUCUCUCCUCAGUCUCCACUCGACAGUCCACAGUCUCACCACGACAGUCCACAGUCUCACACCCACGACAGUCCACAGUCUCACAUAUCACAGUCUCUCACACUUAUCAGUCCACAGUCUCACACUUAUGACAGUCCACAGUCUCACACCCGACGUCUCUCCACACUUAUGACAGUCCACAUCCACAGUCUCACACCCGACAGUCCACAGCCUCACACUUACGACAGUCCACAGCCUCACACUUACGACAGUCCACAGCCUCACACUUACGACAGUCCACAGCCUCACACUUACGACAGUCCACAGUCUCACACUUACGACAGUCCACAGCCUCACACUUACGACAGUCCACAGCCUCACACUUACGACAGUCCACAGCCUCACACUUACGACAGUCCACAGCCUCACACUUACGACAGUCCACAGUCUCACACUUAUGACAGUCCACAGUCUCACACUUACGACAGUCCACAGUCUCAUACUUACGACAGUCCUGAUCUCACACUUACAACGCAGUUCCACAGUCUCACACUUGACAGUCCACAGUCUCCCACUUACGACAGUCCACAGUCUCACACUUACGACAGUCCACAGCCUCACACUUACGACAGUCCACAGCCUCACACUUACGACAGUCCACAGCCUCACACUUACGACAGUCCACAGUCUCACACUUACGACAGUCCACAGCCUCACACUUACGACAGUCCACAGCCUCACACUUACGACAGUCCACAGCCUCACACUUACGACAGUCCACAGCCUCACACUUACGACAGUCCACAGUCUCACACUUAUGACAGUCCACAGUCUCACACUUACGACAGUCCACAGUCUCCUACUUACGACAGUCCAUAG